AUGGAACACUACGCAAAGGCAGAGCUUGUGCUGCACGGCGGCGAGCGCUUCGAGGGCUACUCCUUCGGCUAUGAGGAGAGCGUCGCGGGCGAGGUGGUCUUCGCGACGGGCAUGGUCGGUUACCCGGAAAGUCUGAGCGACCCGUCGUACCACGGCCAGAUUCUCGUGCUGACGUCGCCGAUGGUGGGCAAUUACGGCGUGCCGCGGGUCGAGGAGGACCUCUUCGGGGUGACCAAGUACUUUGAGAGCACGGACGGCCAGAUCCACGUGAGUGCCGUCGUGGUGCAGGAGUACUGCGACCAGCCCGACCACUGGGAGAUGUACGAAACGCUCGGCGCGUGGCUGCGCAAGAACAAGGUUCCUGGCAUGAUGAUGGUGGAUACCCGCAGCAUUGUGCUGAAGCUGCGGGACAUGGGUACAGCACUCGGCAAGGUGCUCGUGGCCGGUAACGAUGUGCCCUUUAUGGACCCGAACACCCGCAACCUGGUGGCGGAGGUGAGCACCAAGACGCGCGUCACGCACGGCCACGGCACGCUGCGCAUCCUCGUGAUCGAUAUGGGGGUGAAGUUGAACACGCUGCGCUGCCUGCUGAAGCACGACGUUACCCUGAUCGUUGUCCCGCACGACUGGGAUAUCACGACGGAGGUGUACGACGGCCUGUUCAUCACCAACGGCCCUGGUAACCCGCAGAUGUGCACGAGCACCAUCCGCAGCGUGCGCUGGGCCCUUCAGCAGGACAAGCCGAUCUUCGGUAUCUGCAUGGGCAACCAGAUGCUCUGCCUCGCCGCUGGCGGAACGACUUACAAGAUGAAGUACGGUCACCGCGGCCAGAACCAGCCGUGCAAGUGCAACAUCGACGAUCGCGUCGUCAUCACGACGCAGAACCACGGCUUUGCCGUUGACUUCAAGACACUUCCGUCGGACGAGUGGGAGGAGUACUUCACGAACUCGAACGACGGCAGCAACGAGGGGCUGUGGCACAAGACGAAGCCGUUCUGCAGUGUCCAGUUCCACCCAGAGGGCCGCUGCGGCCCACAGGACACGGAGUACCUCUUCAGCGAGUACGUGUGCCGCGUGAAGGAGUCGAAGGUGAAGGAGGUGGCGAAGUUCAAGCCGCGCAAAGUGCUGGUACUCGGCGCCGGUGGCAUCGUCAUCGCGCAGGCCGGCGAGUUCGACUACAGCGGCUCGCAGUGCCUCAAGUCGCUGCGCGAGGAGGGCAUGGAGACGGUGCUCAUCAACCCGAACAUCGCGACGGUGCAGACGGAUGACGAGAUGGCCGACCACAUCUACUUUGUGCCGCUCACAGUGGAAGCGGUGGAGCGCGUGAUCGAGAAGGAGCGGCCGGACGGCAUUCUACUCGGCUGGGGCGGCCAGACGGCGCUCAACUGCGGUGUAAAGCUCGACGAACUCGGCGUCUUGAAGAAGUACAACGUGCAGGUGCUCGGCACGCCCGUGUCCGUCAUCGCCGUGACGGAGGAUCGCGAGCUAUUCCGCGACACUCUGCUGCAGAUCAACGAGCAGGUGGCCAAGUCGGCGGCGGUGACGUCCGUGGAGGAGGCGGUGGUGGCGAGCAAGGACAUCGGCUUCCCGAUGAUGGUGCGCGCGGCCUACUGCCUUGGCGGGCAGGGCAGCGGCAUCGUCGAGAACAUGGCGGAGCUGCGCCACAAGGUCGAGGUGGCGCUGGCGGCGUCGCCGCAGGUGCUGCUGGAGGAGAGCGUGGCUGGCUGGAAGGAGAUCGAGUACGAGGUGGUGCGCGAUAUCUACGACAACUGCAUCACCGUGUGCAACAUGGAGAACUUCGACCCCAUGGGGGUUCACACGGGCGAGUCCAUCGUCGUUGCGCCAUCGCAGACGCUGAGCAACGACGAGUUCCACAUGCUGCGCAGCGCCUCCAUCAAGAUCAUCCGCCACCUCGGCAUCGUGGGCGAGUGCAACAUCCAGUACGGUCUCGACCCCUUCAGCCACCGCUACGUCGUCAUCGAGGUGAACGCUCGUCUGUCGCGCUCGUCGGCGUUGGCCUCCAAGGCCACCGGCUACCCGCUGGCCCACGUCGCCACCAAGAUCGCUCUGGGCAAGGGGCUUUUCGAGAUCACGAACGGGGUCACCAAGACGACGAUGGCGUGCUUCGAGCCCAGCAUGGACUAUAUUGCCGUCAAGAUGCCGCGCUGGGACCUCCACAAGUUCAACAUGGUGAGUGAAGAGAUCGGCUCCAUGAUGAAGAGCGUCGGCGAGGUCAUGUCCAUCGGCCGCACCUUCGAGGAGGCCCUGCAGAAGGCAAUUCGCAUGGUGGACCCGAGCUACACCGGCUUCUCCAUCCCCGAUCGCUUCGCCGGCGCCGACUUCGACUACAUGGAGCACAUCCGCCACCCGACGCCGUAUCGCCUGUUCGCCCUCUGCCGCGCCCUGCUCGACGGACACUCGGCCGAGGAGCUGUACCAGAUGACGAAGAUCACGCGCUUCUUCCUGUACAAGCUGGAGAAGCUCGUGCGUCUCUCCAAGGCCAUGUCCACGCUGUACGCAAACAGGCUCACCGAGAUGCCACGCGAGAACCUGCUGAGCAUGAAGGCGCACGGCUUCUCUGACCGGCAACUCGCCCAGCUCCUCAACACCACCGCCGCCGACGUGCGUGCGCGCCGUGUGGAGCUGAACGUGAUGCCGCUGAUCAAGCAGAUCGACACGGUUGCCGGCGAGUACCCGGCGGCGCAGUGUUGCUACCUCUACUCUACCUACAACGCCCAACGCGAUGAUGUGCCCUUCACGGAGCGCAUGUACGCCGUGCUCGGCUGCGGUGUCUACCGGAUCGGCAACAGCGUCGAGUUCGACUACGGCGGCGUCCUCGUGGCACGCGAGCUGCGCCGGCUCGGCAACAAGGUGAUCCUUAUCAACUACAAUCCCGAGACAGUGUCGACAGACUACGACGAGUGCGACCGCCUGUACUUUGACGAGGUGUCGGAGGAGACGGUGCUCGACAUCCUCACGAAGGAGCGCGUGCGCGGCGUCGUCAUCUCGCUGGGCGGCCAGAUUGUGCAGAACAUGGUCCUAAGCCUCAAGAAGAGUGGGCUGCCGAUUCUCGGCACUGACCCGGCGAACAUCGACAUGGCUGAGGACCGCAACAAGUUCUCGAAGAUGUGCGACGAACUCGGCGUGCCGCAGCCGGAGUGGAUCUCGGCCACGUCGGUUGAGCAGGUGCACGAGUUCUGCGACAGGGUCGGCUACCCUGCCCUGGUCCGUCCGAGCUACGUGCUGAGCGGGUCGGCCAUGGCUGUCAUUGCCAACAAGGAGGAUGUGACGCGCUACCUGAAGGAGGCCUCCUUUGUUUCUGGUGAGCACCCGGUGGUGGUGAGCAAGUACUACGAGGACGCCACAGAGUACGAUGUCGACAUCGUGGCCCACCACGGUCGCGUGCUGUGCUACGCCAUCUGCGAGCACGUCGAAAACGCCGGCGUGCACUCUGGCGAUGCGACGAUGUUUCUUCCCCCGCAGAACACCGACAAGGACACAAUGAAGCGUAUAUAUGACUCGGUCAACCGCAUCGCCGAGAAGCUCGACGUGGUGGGGCCGAUGAACGUGCAGUUCCUGCUGACGGCGGAGGGCCAGCUGCGGGUGAUUGAGGCGAACGUGCGCAGCUCCCGCUCCGUGCCAUUUGUGUCGAAGACGCUCGGGAUCUCUUUUCCGUCCGUGAUGGUGUCCGCCUUCCUGGCGCGCAAGGACCAGAACCUCGUGCCCAUCAAGCGCGCCAAGAUGACCCACAUCGGGUGCAAGGCCUCCAUGUUCAGCUUUAACCGCCUGGCCGGCGCGGACCCGAUCCUCGGCGUUGAGAUGGCCUCCACUGGUGAGAUCGGCGUCUUUGGCCGCGACAAGCACGAAGUAUUCCUCAAGGCAAUGCUGUGCCAGAACUUCAGGAUCCCGAAGAAGGGCGUAUUCUUUAGCAUUGACGUGGACAGCCAGACGGAGGCACUCUGCCCGUAUAUUCAGCACCUUGUGCGGCGUGGGCUGAAGGUGUACGGCACGGCCAACACGGCGGCGGUGCUACACGAGUACGGCAUCGAGUGCGAGGUGCUCCUCCAGCGCAGCGAGCUGCCGUCCGGCGACGCGUGCGAGAGCAACCGUCUCGCGGUGUACGACGAGGAAGUGGCCAAGAAGGAGAAGUUCGAUCUUGUGAUUCAGCUUCGCGACAAGCGGCGGGACUUUGUGCUGCGCCGCUGCACCCGCGAGACGGCCCCGCCGGACUACUGGGUGCGCCGGCUCGCCGUCGACUACAACAUUCCUCUGCUGACGGAGCCAAGCCUUGUCAAGAUGUUCUGUGAGUGCAUGGACCUGCCCGCGUCGUCCAUUGAGGUUGAGCCGUUCCGCCACUACGUGCCGAAGAUCUACCACAAGGUCGAGAACAACAACUGCGCCAUGCUGCGCUGCCACAAGGUUGGGCUGAUGAUUACGAACAACAACGAUAGCAAGGUGCUGGCGCUGCGUCUGAGCCAGGAGGGGCUCAACAUCACGUGCUUUCACGCCUACCUCGGUGGGUCGGACAUCGAUCACUUCGAGCAGGCUUUUCAGAGCCUGAACGUGCCGGUCGAGGUGGUCGACCUGCGCUCGGAGAUCGCGAACUCGGCGUUCGACCUCAUCAUGUGCCAGUCCGCCGACGAGCACCACAACUGGCAUCUCUCGAAACUUAGCUGGUACAUCUUCGGCAAGUACCUCAUCCCGGUGAUGCGCCAGCGUCGCAUGUCCGUGGUGGCGCAGACGUCGAAGCAGAACAAGAAGGAGGCGGGGUUCGAGAAGUACGUGCACGGCAACUGCCCGGAGAUGGGUGUCUACAACGCGUGGCGCGACGCGCGGCUGAUGGAGGAUUUUGAGACGGUGGCCGACCAGAUUAGCUUCCUCCGCAAAAACGGCAUCAAGGCGACGGUGAAGAGCAACGUCCAGGUGCACAGCUCCGUGUGCGGUAGCACGUACUACGGCGACGACAUGCGUAGCCUCCCGGCGCCGUCGCUGGUGAAGCCGGUGCGGGAAUGCAGCGUGACGCCCGAGUUCGUGUCCCUCACCUUCCGCAGUGCGCGCUGCGUGAACAUCAACGGCAUCGACGUAACGCCGCUGCUGGCACUGCAGAUGGCGAACGAGAUUGCCGGCCGCAACGGCGUUGGCAUCACCCGCACGCGCGACGGCGCCAUGUACGAGGCACCGGGGAUGAAUCUGCUCUCCGUCGGCCUGCAGUUUCUAUACGAUGUUUCCUUUGACCGCUCUGCCGCGGACCUGUUCCGCAUAUACUCGCGCCACGUGUCACAGAACAUCGGCGUUGGUCAGCUGUCAGAAAAGCACACACAGUCCGCCAUCGAGGCGGUGCGCUUCCUGACGAGCGACGUGAGCGGCGUGGUGGAGCUGGAGCUGCACCAGGGCGAGAUAAUUUUCUUGAAGCUGUCGCACGUGCAGAACCCGGUUAACCGUCGUGUUGCGCCGCAGCUGGUAACCGAGGAGGAGCUUGAGGAGGUCUUCCAGCCCGGCAACGGCUCCUUCAGCGACGUACAGUGGUAG
Molecule: messenger RNA, 5529 nt
Organism: Leishmania mexicana MHOM/GT/2001/U1103
Lineage: Eukaryota; Euglenozoa; Kinetoplastea; Trypanosomatida; Trypanosomatidae
Product: putative carbamoyl-phosphate synthase
Exons: 1
Coding region: 1-5529 (1842 amino acids)
Biological process (GO): 'de novo' pyrimidine nucleobase biosynthetic process; L-arginine biosynthetic process; L-glutamine metabolic process
Cellular component (GO): cytoplasm; carbamoyl-phosphate synthase complex
Molecular function (GO): argininosuccinate synthase activity; metal ion binding; ATP binding
Source: RefSeq, a predicted model, not a curated record